Molecule: messenger RNA, 711 nt
Organism: Aspergillus heteromorphus CBS 117.55
Lineage: Eukaryota; Fungi; Ascomycota; Eurotiomycetes; Eurotiales; Aspergillaceae
Exons: 3
Coding region: 73-522 (149 amino acids)
Source: RefSeq, a predicted model, not a curated record
AUCGGAUUCUGGGCCCCGAUCGAUGCGAAAGUUAAUUCCCUCCCUUCUUUACAGCAGUAUCAAUGCAGGCGAAUGAUUGCCUGCAAAAAGUGUCUUUUUCAGCAAGCUAUACGGAGGCACGAUCUGCUUCUGUCUCUGAAACACCGUCAGCAGACCCCGGAUGGACUCACCACGCAGUGCCCUUUCAGGCCUUCCGCCACGACGAUGCGAGUCCACGCGAGGACAGCCCACGGGCCAUCGGUCGGACGCUUCUGGCGCAAUAUUGGGAAUCGCAUGCAAGGGGUUAAACUUAUUGUCAAUGGCUCGGGGCUCUGGCGAAGGAAUGAGUGGGCUUAUGAUUGGGCUGCAGAUAAAACACGAGUCUGCGUGGAAGGCGAUGCGACAAAGGGACUGGCUGGAAUGACUUCGCAUGGUGGGUUUAGAACCUUUUACCGCAUGCGGCAGAAGUUGUCGCCUUUCGAAGUCAUGAAAGCUCAUCGCGGCACUUUUGCUUUCCGUGAACCGUGGGUUUCCUUAGCUUAGACACUGGCACACUGCUGUCAUUGCCUUUGCAGCUCACCCAGGCCAUGCAUGCCCUUCCACUGUUGAAUGUAGAAUUCAACCCGCCUUCCCUUGUCAUCUCCGGCGCUGUGCCGCAUUCGGGUGGCCUGUUGGACUCCUUGAUCGGCUGAAAGCUUAUACCUAGGAUCUCACUCAAAGGAUAGAGUUGGC